CGGGCUCUUUAGGUUUCUCUCAGCUAGGGUUUUUUAAAUCCACACUAAACCUCUCCUUCCAAUCAAACACUUUUCUAACGCCAAAAUUUUCCUAUUUACCCGUUAAAAUUUCUCUUGAUUCGUCAAAUUUCUCGCACUCCAAACGCUCAAUUUCCCGCACUCUCGGGAGUACUGAAUGGCGACGAUCAAUCUGACGGAGGGAGCGAUCGCGAAGAUAACGAGCGGAGGGGCAACGGCGGCGGAAUUGAAGCCAACGCUGCAGGUGACGGAGCUGAAGCAGGUGCAAACCAAGCAGCCCCAGCAGAGUGACCGGUUCCGCCUAGUGCUUUCAGAUGGGUCUCACUUGCAGCAAGCCAUGUUGGGGACUCAGAUUAACCAUUUGGUUAAAGAUGGAAACUUGCGCCCUGGUUCUAUUGUCCAGUUGAUUCAGUACACUUGCACCACUGUUCAAGGCCGCAUGAUUAUAAUCAUCCUGGAAUUGGUUGUGAUAGUUGAAGAAUGUGCUCUCAUAGGACAUCCUGUGUCAGCACAAAAAUCUUUGGGCCCUUCACAAUCCUCUGCUGAACAACCAGUUAAAAACCCUGCAAAUCCUCAAUCAUUUGGUAGUAGUUCAAUUGUUGGUGGGGUGGUUGAAAACCCAAAUUUGGCUGGGGCAUCUCUACAAAGCCCUAGAAUGAAUCAGUUGCAUGGUAGUUCUCAUUCCAUCAAUUUUGACUCAGGAAGACAUGGGGCACCAAAUGUACCUCCGUCUCAUCCGAAAGCAGAACCUGGUACUGGGCUCCCUGGAUCAGCUCCAAUUAAUGGUUUAUACAGUGAUCAGCACACAAGUUUUCGCAACCCUAGACCAGAAAUUUCGCAGACUCCUAGCACUUAUUCCUAUGCCUCUCGCUCAGCAUAUCAACAGCCACCUCCAAUGUACUCUAAUAGAGGACCAGUGGCUAAGAAUGAAGCUCCCCCUAGGAUAAUGCCAAUUUCAGCACUCAAUCCAUAUCAGGGUAGGUGGACAAUCAAGGCAAGGGUGACAGCAAAAGGAGAGCUUAGGCACUAUAAUAAUCCCCGUGGUGAUGGAAAAGUGUUCUCUUUUGAUCUUCUUGAUUCUGAUGGAGGAGAAAUUAGAGUAACCUGCUUUAAUGCUGUGGCUGACCAAUUUUAUCACCAGAUUGAAGCUGGGAAAGUUUAUUUAAUUUCCAGGGGAAAUCUAAAACCUGCUCAAAAGAAUUUCAACCACCUUCGCAAUGAUCUAGAAAUUUUUCUGGAGAGCACUUCAAUCGUUCAACCGUGUUUUGAGGAUGACAGUGCAAUUCCAAGGCAGCAAUUUCAUUUCCGUUCUAUAAGUGAAAUUGAGGACUUGGAUAAUAACAGUGUUGUGGAUAUAAUUGGUAUGGUUUCUUCUAUUACUCCUUCAUCUUCAAUAAUGAGGAAAAAUGGUACAGAAACUCAGAAGAGAGCCCUCCAGCUGAAAGAUAUGUCGGGCCGAAGUGUUGAAUUAACAUUAUGGGGAAAUUUCUGCAAUGCAGAAGGACAAAGGCUGCAGAAUAUGUGUGACUCAGGUGGUUUCCCUGUUCUAGCUGUUAAAUCUGGUAGGGUGAGUGAUUUUAAUGGGAAGGCAGUUGGAACUAUCUCCACCAGUCAGCUAUUUAUAGAUCCUGAUUUUCCAGAGGCUUGCAGGCUGAAGGAAUGGUUUGAAAAGGAAGGGAGAAACAUGCCUUCCCUGUCUAUUUCAAGGGAAAUGUCAGGUGUGGGUAGGAUAGAUGUUCCAAAAACCAUUUCUCAAAUUAAGGAUGAGAGGCUAGGGACUUCUGAGAAGCCAGAUUGGAUUACUGUCAGUGCAACUGUGAUAUUCAUUAAGGCUGACAAUUUCUGCUAUACAGCUUGCCCCCUCAUGUCUGGUGACCGACCAUGCAACAAGAAGGUAACAAAUAAUGGAGAUGGGAAGUGGAGGUGUGAGAAGUGCGAUCAGUCUAUGGAUGAAUGUGACUACAGGUACAUACUCCAGUUUCAAAUACAGGAUCAUUCUGGCAUUACAUGGGUGACUGCAUUUCAAGAGAGUGGUGAAGAGAUAAUGGGUAUAUCUGCAAAACAACUAUACUUCUUGAAAUAUGAAGAACAAGAUGAUGAGACUUUUUCUAAAAUUAUUCGGCAAGUUCUAUUUAGUAAAUUUUUAUUCAAGUUGAAAGUGAAGGAGGAGACAUUCAGUGAUGAACAGCGUGUAAAGUCCACUGUGGUAAGAGCAGAAAAGGUGAAUCACUCAUCCCAGUCCAAAUUUCUUCUGGAGAUGAUGGAAAAGUUCAAAUCAGGAAACUCUGCUCCUUUUGCCUCUAAAACUGAGUCAAUUUAUCCUCUCUCGGGGGCAAGCAACACUGGUAUUGAAAGUAGUGGCAGACAAGGUGGACCACUGGGAUCUAAUCAAGGUGGGAACAACAGUUAUACCGCUAGAGAUUUUGGUUCACUGCCUAAUGAAGUGGGUCAUUACGGAAACCAGUAUAGUUCAAGGUUUCCUACAGCUAAUUCUUCUUGUAACAGCUGUGGUGCUACCAGUCAUACCUCAUCAAAUUGCCCUAGCAUCAUGAAUGCUCCCAGGCAGCCUAUGAGAGGGGCGUAUGCCAAUAAUGCAUCUUCUAUGGCCAAUGGUGGUGGUCGCGGUGCUGUAGGUGAAUGCUAUAAAUGCCAUCAAACUGGGCAUUGGGCAAGGGACUGCCCUGGGUCAAGUGCUGUUCCUCCAGCUUAUGGUAGCACUGCCAUUUCCUCUGGAAGGUUUGGGGGUAUUUCAAAGCCACAGUUUAGUGGUUUCUAAAGUCCCUGGGAAGAUAAGGCAGAAGUAUGUAAAAUAAGGUGCCUGCUUUGUGAGAUGUAAUGGAUAGUGCUUCUAGUUUUGAAUUUGGCGUUUGGGUGAGGGAUUGUGAUCUCUGUGUACAGAAUUUUGGGGCCAUAAAUAGCAUCUUUUAUAGUUUAAUACCGUGCAAAGAAUGCUAUGGGUCAAAGCUACUCUAUCUGUCUCGAAGUUGAUCUUUUAUUUUUUUUAUUUUAUUUUUUUGGUUCCUUCCCCAACAUUGCUUAUCCUUUUCAAAUAUUUCCUUUAUCAUGUUGUGCAUUCGGAUUGCAGAUUGUAGUUUCUCGAACUGGGUUUUGUUUUACCAAAGUAAUUAUGCUCGUAUAAUCUCUGUUAGUGUUCA
This is a messenger RNA of Hevea brasiliensis (rubber tree), 3173 nucleotides long. Its product is annotated as replication protein A 70 kDa DNA-binding subunit E. Gene Ontology annotation, cellular component: DNA replication factor A complex; nucleus. Gene Ontology annotation, biological process: nucleotide-excision repair; telomere maintenance via telomerase; meiotic cell cycle. Bases 176 to 2794 code for a protein of 872 amino acids. Lineage: Eukaryota; Viridiplantae; Streptophyta; Magnoliopsida; Malpighiales; Euphorbiaceae. Gene Ontology annotation, molecular function: zinc ion binding; damaged DNA binding; single-stranded telomeric DNA binding. The record is from RefSeq and is a predicted model, not a curated record. The transcript is spliced from 2 exons.